Messenger RNA from Rhagoletis zephyria (snowberry fruit fly), 734 nucleotides. Its product is annotated as putative nuclease HARBI1. NCBI's taxonomy places the organism in Eukaryota, Metazoa, Arthropoda, Insecta, Diptera, Tephritidae. The record is from RefSeq and is a predicted model, not a curated record.
UCUGUGGCUUUUUUUAUUGAUUUCGAUGAAAACACCAGGAGUGAUAUGCGACGGACUAGAAGGAAAGUCAGGGAUAAUGUUGUGAAUGUAUUGGAGUUGCCGGAUGAGGUGUGAGUAAAUUUUUUGAAGUCUUUAUUUCAUUCUAACAUGUGAGUUCCUUAUUCAGAUUUGUAAAACAGUUCCGGCUUAACAAGUUAGCAUUCAAGUACGUUUUAGAAAUAUUAAUGCAGAAAUUGCCUCCAGUUCGAAGAUCAUGUUCCAUAACACCAGAGCUUAAAUUAGCUUGUUUAAGGUUUUUAGCUGAAGAGGGCUAUCAGAAUGGUACUGGCCAAGAUUUUAAUAUUGUCUUGGCACAAUCCACAUACUCUGUAGUACGCUCUGAUGUACAAAACAUCUCAGAAGCCACUUUAUGUCCCAGAUGGAUUACUUUAGCAAUGACAGACAAUGAAAAACUUGAAGCGAAAAGAUAUUUUUUCGAAAAAACUAGAAUUCCUGGAAUUGUCAUGUGUGUUGACGGUACUCACAUUAAAAUUCUUAAACCAGCUGCAGGCAAUGCACACCUUUAUUAUAAUCGGAAAGGAUAUUACAGUGUUAAUGCAAUGAUAAUAUGUGACCAUAAGCAAAGAAUAAGGUAUGCGAACAGUAGGUAUGCAGGUGCAAGUCACGAUUCCUUUAUUUGGGAAAAUAGUGAUGCUUCCACCUACUUCCACNCGGAAAGGAUAUUACAGUGUUAA